AUGAAUGGUUGUCUACUUGUUUUAGUAACUGUAGUUGCUGGAACAUCAGUAUCAGAAUACUACCUUGUAAGGGAGAAAUAUUGUACAUACCAGCUGAUCAAUGUUGUCCUCAUUGCUCUUCUGCUGAAAGAUCUUGUACUUAUGACAACAAAACAAUUCCAGAGGGAACAGGGUGGACAUCAGGGAAGUGUCAAAAGUGUGUCUGUUCAGGAGGAUGGAAGCCAGUGGAUUUCUGAUCCUUGCACUCAUUGUAGCUGCCAGGCUGGUGAGGUGGUAUGUGUAUCAGAAGAAUGUUUAUCAGAAACCUCAUGUGAACAGUAUACCCUAUUCAAGAGGCCAAAUGAAUGUUGUCCCUCAUGUGUUUCCUCAGAAAGCCCAUGCAUCCAUGGUAACAACACCUUCUACAGUGGAGACAUUUGGAACAUCAGUAGUUGUGAAUUUUGUGUAUGCUCGAAGGGAAAGAUUUCAUGUUCUACUGCAUUUUGUGAAACACCACAGUGUUCAUCAGAUGAAAAUUUGGCACAUGUCUCUGGAAAAUGCUGCCCAGAGUGUGUUCAGCAAUUUGAUUUGUGUUUUGUAGAAGACAGAAUCUAUAAACCAGGAGAGCAGUGGGUUGUAGACAAAUGUACUCUUGGAGCAUGUUACAAUGGACAGAUCAUACACUUUAAGCAUGAGUGCCCAUCAUGUCCUGUGGGUUCAGCUGCUGUGGAAGUGAAGGGUCAGUGCUGCCCCUUAUGCAAGCCAGUUAAAUGUUCUGGAGAGUGCAGUUCUUGUCUUGAAGAAGAUCCUAACUACUGUCUUGCUUGCAAAGAUCAAAGCAAACUAUUGGAGGAAGGAUACUGUGUGUUUGCAUGUUCUCAAGGUUAUUUCCAAGACUCUUUAGGAUAUUGUCAAUCAUGUCAUACCAGUUGUCACGAAUGUUUUGGCGAAGGAGAAGACCAGUGUUUAACCUGCCAGUCAGGACUGAUAUUCAAAGCCAGACACUGUGUAACUAGAGAAGAAUGUGGACCAUCCCAUACAAUUAGUAAUGGAGUUUGUAUUGCUUGCCAUUCAUCUUGCAAGAACUGUCGUGGACCUUCUGAAUAUGAUUGUCUCUCGUGUUUCCACAAUAGUUAUUUACUCAUGAAUGGACAGUGUGUUGAAAAAUGUAAUCAAGGAUUUUAUGUGGAAGGUGGACAUUGUCAAGCUUGUGAAAGUGACUGUGAAAGUUGCUACAAAGACAAACCUUAUUGCCGAUCUUGCAAAAAUGGCAAAUUUCUUCAAGAAGAACACUGUGUGGAUAUGUGCAGUCGUGGAAUGUAUUCUACUAAACAGGGGUACUGCAUUCCAUGUCACCCCUUGUGUGGAGAUUGUGCGGGUCCUUUUUCAACUAAUUGUACCAGCUGUUACUAUGGUAGAUUCCUCCGUGAACAAUCAUGUGUAGAGGAAUGUGGGCCAGGAUAUUACAAAGACACUGAUUCUAACACUUGUCAAGCUUGUCACCCAACUUGUCGGUACUGUGCUGGAGGCCGAGCUUUAGAUCAGUGCUUAUCAUGCAGCACUGGACAUCUGGUUACAUACCCUGGUGUUUCCUAUGGAUACUGUUUGGAUGACUGUCCUGACAAGUAUUUUCUGUCCUAUGAAGGAAAGUGUGAAUCAUGCCAUGAGAGCUGUCAAACUUGCCUUGGAUCAAACCUAGAUGAAUGCUCGACUUGCAAAUCUCCAAAAAUGCUAAAAAAUGGUCUGUGUGUAGAAGACUGUGGGACAGGUUUUUAUCAUGAUGCAGGCAUAUGUCGAGCAUGUCAUCCAAAUUGUGCCACUUGUUAUGGUUGGGGAGCAGAUGAAUGUACUAGUUGUCAUGGUGAUGUUAAAUCAGUGUAUGGAAGGUGUCAGAUAAGCUGUCUUGAUGGAACAUACUUGGACACUGAUGGGAUAUGUAAAGAUUGUCACCGUGACUGCAUUACAUGUGUUUUAAAACUUGGUGCAUCAUCUCCUGAAUGCAUAGCCUGUAAAGAUGAAGAAAAAUUUCCUCAGGGAGGAAGGUGUGUGUCAAAAUGUGACAAGAGUUUCUUUCUGAAUGAGCAUAUGCUUUGUGAAAAGUGUCAUCCUUCAUGUCUGACGUGUGACAUACGCGGAGUUGAUGGUUGUACCUCAUGUCCACCAUCAGCUGUGCUUUCUCAUAAUGGAAUAUGCUUGAACAGGUGCUUGGAAGGCUAUUAUGAUGUUGGAGGGACAUGUCAUGCCUGUGACUAUAACUGUCUAAGAUGCAGUAUAGAGGGUCGAUGUGAACAGUGUCGAGAUAAGCUGGUACUUCAGUUUGGAGAAUGUGUGGGAUCCUGUUAUGCUCAGUAUUAUAUUGAUCACAUUUCAGGAGAAUGUAGAGAGUGUUCCUGGAACUGUAACACUUGUAGUGGUCCUUUUCCAUAUGACUGUUUAUCAUGUAUGGGUGAGUUAUUGUUGCAGGAUGGUGAGUGUCGUAGUCACUGUAGUGAAGGCUACUAUCAAGAUGGCUACUUGUGUAAAGUGUGUUCCAGCGACUGCCUAACCUGUAGUGAUAGAACAUUAUGUACAUCUUGUCGUCCCCCUCUCCUGCUAUUGGAUUCUGAAUGUGUAGCUUCUUGUGGACCAGGAUAUUAUCCACAGUAUGGAAGUCAUACCUGCCGAGCAUGUUCGACUGGUUGUACUGACUGCCCUAAUCCCUUGUCUUGUGAUCAUUGUGCUGCUGGAUACUUUAUGCUAGAGAACAGCUGUGUGAAUGAAUGUGGUUCUGGUUAUUUUGAGGACCAUGUUAACCGAGUCUGUGAACGCAACCAAGUCGCACCUCAGCUGGUUCUGAAUGGUUCUCUGUUAGUGGACUUCCGAGCACCCACCCCUAUUGACACUUCUUUCAUCACUGCUAGUGACCCUGACACUCAUCAAAAAGAUUUAGCCUUUGUUGUUGUGACAACACCAAAUAAUGGUGACUUAUUACGGCAUACUGUAACUGAAAUGGAGCUGAUUAAUGUUGGAGAUGUUUUGCCAUUUGACGAGGUAGCUAGUGGGCUGAUCAAAUUUAGACACAAGCAGAAUGCUCCUUGGGCAGGCAAAUUUCAGCUGAAAGUAAGUGAUCGCCAACUAGACAGCUCAGUAAAUGUCAUUCCUGUACAAGUUGUGUCUCGUUACCCACCAGAAGUUAAUCAGUUGCGUCCUUUGCUGGUGGAACAUCAUGGCAAUGAAAGUGUUACUACAAACAUUUUGCAGGUUUCAGACCAAGAUAAUUUGGAAAACCUUGUUUUUUAUGUCCUGGAAGGUCCAAAGCAUGGAAAGUUAGUUGAUCUUCCAAAACUCUCUGAAGUGUUUUCAUUUUCUUGGUCUGCUCUGAAACGAGGAUCACUCCAUUAUAUUCACGAUGGCUCAAUGACUCAGUAUGACUUGAUGAUUCUUCAGAUUUCUGAUGGCUACAAUGUCAAAUUGUCAACUUUAAAUAUUCAAAUCUUACCAGCAGGAAAUAAAGGACCAGUUCUAGUGACUAAUGAGGCUGUUAAGGUAAAAAGAGGCAGUUCUGUACAGUUGACUUCUGCUAACCUUCAAACUACUGACCCUGAUACUGGUGAUGAAAAUAUACUAUUCACGGUGACUAAAGGGAAAAGUGUGAGAGAAGGUACUUUGGUUAGAAGGUCUCCAGAUACUCAAAACUUUAAUGACCAACAAGUAUAUAGUGAAGUAAAAGAUUUCACACAAAAAGAUAUCAAUGAUGGAGUGAUCUGGUACCAAAAUUCUGGAACAGAGGCUACAGUAGAUGGGUUUGAAUUUCAGGUUUCAGACGAUGCUCGCCCUCCAAACACCAUCUCAAAACAAAUUUUUCGUUUUGAUAUUAUAUCACCACCAGAUGAUAAGCAGAUUAAUUUGGGUAUUAUGGUGAUGGAACACCAUGCAAUGACAAUUUCAAGCUCACAGUUGUCAUUCAUUCCUAGAAAUUUUGAGCCUCAUGAUGUCGUCUAUCAUAUCACCAAACACUUAGCUCCUGGACAAGGAACACUUGAACAUAUAGAUUAUCUUGGUCAACCCAUUGGUCAGUUCACUCAGGGUGAUGUUGAUGAUAUGAAGAUUAUAUACCGACCUCCUGAAAGAGAUAUUGGUCCAAAGGAAGAGCUGUUUAGUUUUAAAUUUUUUGUAUCUGACAGAAGAGGAAAUAAGCUACUUCCUGAGCAAACCUUUGUAGUGAAGGUGAUUCCAAAAGAUAAAGAGCCUCCAAAAUUUGCAAGACAUAAGUUAGAGCUCAGAGUAAAUCUGGGAGCUUUUGUCUUAAUACCUCAGUCAGUUUUUUCUGUGAAGGAUCCAGACACAUCUCUGGAGAAAUUAGAAGUGUCUUUGUCUAAAGAGCCUGAGCAUGGAGUUUUUUUGAAACAUAUGGAUGGAAAGAAAGUUCCUGUUUUAGAAGGAGAACCAAUUCCAUAUAAAGAUACUGUAAAGAACCAAUUUUCUUAUGCCCAUGAUAACUCUCAGAAUUAUCAGGAUGAACUAAUAAUAUCUGUAUCUGAUGGCAAACAUUCUUCAAGCAUGACACUUGAUAUAACAAUCUUACCAGUUGAUACAGACAGCCCAGCAGUCUUGGAUUCAGCGUCUUUAACAUUAACUAUACCUGAAGGUCAAUCCAUUGUAUUGCAGAGAAGCCACCUAGCUUAUGAGGAUAGAGAUUCUCCUGAUAGCCAAAUUUCAUUUACCUUGACCACAACACCAAAACUUGGAAAGCUGGAGAAGCUGGAUCCAGAUGGUAAUUUUAUUACCCUCAAGGAGGGCUACAGUUUAACCCAGCAAGACAUUAAUGACUUUUCAGUGAGAUUUAUUGCUAAUCCAGAAAUUGGCAUGUCUCCUACUACUGAGUUGAUAUAUUUCAAUGUAACCGGUAUCAAAGGAAAUGUGAAACCAAACCAAGCACUUUCUAUAUCAGUAACGCCUGUAAAUAAUCAGGCACCCCAUGUAAUGGUUAAAGAAGAUAUUCAGGUGACUGAAGGUGGAUCAGUCUUCUUCACUCCUGAUUUGUUUUCAGUAUUAGAUCAUGACUCUCCUCUUGCCAACUUAACUGUUGUAAUUGAUGUAGAGCCAACCUUUGGAUAUAUAGAUAGUUCUAAGUCAAAUGAUCAUGGUUUGGAAAUGCAGGCAGCAGGCAUUCCUGUUUCAUCCUUUCCCAUGGAAGAUGUUAUGAAUAGGUACAUUCGUUACAACCAGAUUGAUCAUCGUAAUAAAGAACCAACAGAAGAUGCAUUUCUCUUUCAUGUCACUGAUGGCCUACUAGAAUCACCCAUUUCUCGUAUAAAUGUUUCUAUUCAACUGGAAAAUGAUGAACCUCCUGUGAUCUUUGUGGAACCUCUUCCCGUUGUUCGCAAGGGUUUUAUAGUUGUCCGCAAUUCUUCUUUAUAUGCUGGGGAUAUUGACACAUCUCCUGAAGACCUUUUAUUUACCUUAGUUAACCCACCUAAAUAUGGUACCUUACGCCUUCUUCAAACACCUAGUCAGCCUCCUCACAAGGGCUCAAUUCUCACACUGAAAGAUGCCUUUACUUAUGAGGAAGUCCUCGAAGAGUUGGUGAUGUACAUUCAUGAUGGGAAUAAGAAGACAAACAGGGACAAUUUCACUUUAACUUUGUCUGAUGGUCAGUUCUUAGACACAAAAACAUUAGAAAUUCUUGUCACAUCAGAUGAUACAGAAACACCUCGCAUGCUUGUCAAUCGUGGUAUGAAACUGCAAGCAGGCUCUACAGCAGUGAUUUCUCCACGUGAAUUGUUGGCUUCAGAUUUAGACUCAGAAGAUAAAAAUUUGCGUUAUACCUUAACCCAGGAUCCACCAACUGGCAAACUUAUUUUACGACAUAAAAACAACCAGAUUCCUUUGUCAUCAAGGGGACCAGUUGCUAGUUUUAAUCAACAGGAUAUAGAGUUAGGAAAUGUUCAUUAUGUUCAUAAAUAUGGAGAACCAACUGGUACUGUCCCAUUUCGUUUCCAAGUGUCUGACCCUAUUGGUAACUUGUUGAUGGAUCAGACCUUUGUGAUUAUGGUCAUAGAAGACAAAGUUCCACCCGUGGUCACCACGAACACUGGAAUUACUCUUCCAGAAGGAACAGCCAAACAGAUCACAACUAAUGAACUUGCAGCAAUUGAUUCUGAUAGUGAGCCAGCUCUCCUACACUAUGAUGUUAUAGUACCACCAACAGAAGGAGUUCUUGAAAUGCUUGGGCAGCCCAUGAUUUCUGUUACUAGCUUCUUGCAGGCAGAUCUGGCUUCUGGUAGACUGAUUUAUGUUCACAAUAUUGAUUCUGAGAAUGGCAUAGAUUCCUUCACAUUUACUGUGUCUGAUGGUGUAAACAAUGCAACACAUACAUUUCAUAUUACCAUCACCCCCAUUGAUGAUACUCUUCCUCUAGUGACAGCAAGUGGGCUGAGGGUUCAGGAAGGGGUUAGGAAACUCAUCACAGAGUUUGAACUGAAAGCUGCUGACUUAGAUUCAAAGGACACUGACAUCAUGUUCAGCAUUGUUAAACUUCCAAAACAUGGCACCAUAGAGUUGCAAGGCUUAGCAGGAAUAUAUAGUACCACCACAGCCUUCUCGAUGGAUGACAUCUAUGAAAAUCGUGUCAGCUACCAGCAUGAUGGUUCAAACAGUCUUAAAGAUGAAUUUUAUUUUACAGUGUCUGAUGGCACUAAUCCUCUUUAUACAAUUCAGAAGAAUGGUGAUAAGGUCACUACUGGAGACCCAUCAGUCUUCUCCAUUAAUGUAUUGCCAGUAGAUGAUGGAACUCCAAUAUUAACAGCUAACCUUGGGAUUCAGUACUUGGAAAUAUUUGAAGGAAAGCCUAUGAAUGCUAUUACCAAGAGAGAUCUACUAACUGAAGAUGCUGACACUAGACCAGAGGAUCUUUUGUACACAGUGACUCAAGCCCCUAUUCAUGGUCAUCUAGAGCUUGCCAGCAAUCCUGGAUCUCCAGUCUUAAUGUUCUCGCAAAAUGACAUCAACACUGGCAUGUUACGCUACAUUUUAACUGAUGCAAGUAAUGUAACAAGUGACAAAUUUGUUUUUAAUGUGGAAGAUGCUAAACCAAACAUCAUCAGUGAGAAUGUUUUCCAUGUACGUUGGGCAAGGAUUAGUUUUUCUAAACAGACCUAUAAUAUUAGUGAGAGCUCCAGAAUGGUACAACUAAAAGUGAAGAGAUCAGGAAAUCUGAAACAGUAUUCUAUUGUCCAAUGUGCUACUAGAGAUGGUACAGCAAACUUCAAUUCUAACCACCAUUCCAGUACUCAAGACUUUGUACCUUAUUCAGGACAGGUCCAGUUUGAGGAAUGGGAGGAUGAAAAGUUUUGUACUGUUUUCAUCAAUGAUGAUUCAGUGUAUGAAGGAGUAGAAGAUUUCACAGUGGAGUUAAGUAGUCCAUCAUAUGCAUUGUUGGGACAACCAACUGUGGCCAAAGUUUUCAUUGAUGACAUUGAAGAUGAACCAUUGAUCAGCUUUGAGGAACAAGUUUUUCACAUUAAUGAAACUGACAGCUACUUGUUUGCUCGUGUGAGACGAACUGGGGAUGUAAGCCAUGCUAUAUCAGCUAUUUGCUACACAAUCCCUCUGACAGCAGAUGGCAGCCAGGCUGAUCAACUGGACUCUGGGGCUGAUUUCAGGUCACGACCUAACAAUGAAGUGUCCAGGGUGGUAUUUCCCUCAGGAGUGACAAGAAGCUCUUGUGAUGUUAAGAUUAUUGAUGAUAGCCUCUUUGAGGAUAAAGAAGAGUUUGAAAUUGUUCUCACCAGUCCAUCAUCUAAGGCUCGAAUAGGGAAUAUAACAAAAGCUCUUGUUGUAAUAGAUGGGCCUAAUGAUGAAUCCUUAGUUUACCUGGCACAAAGUGUCUUUCUGUUUAAUGAAGAAGCAGGAGAGGUUGAAAUAGAAGUCAUUCGUGAAGGUCCAGAUCUGUCCCAACCAACAAUAGUUUGGUGUGGAACUCUCCCCUCUGAUCCUUCGUCAGCCUUACCUGGACAGGACUAUGUUCCAAGUUCCAUUCAAAUAACUUUUGGAGUAGGCCAGACCUCAGCAGGUUGUCCAGUUUCCAUACUUGAUGAUCUAUCCAGUCCUCAAGUUGAGGGAAAUGAGACUUUUAUAGUCUUUCUAAGUACGCCUAUAGGAAGUUCAUUAGCUGAUCCAGCCAAAGCUUUUGUUAUCAUCAGUGACUCCUUAUCUGAUCUUCCUGUCAUACAGUUUAAAGUGGAGAAGCUUGUAAUCAAAGAAAGUAGUGGAAUUGUACAAGUCCCAGUUGUCAGGACUGGUGACUUGUCAAGCAAGUUGUCUGUGUUGUGUUACACUCUACAAAAAACAGCCUAUGUCAGAGAAGACUUUGAAGAACGUCCAAAAAGUGAUUUGUCAAAAAUAACUUUCUUUCCAGGUGAAAAGAGUAAAAACUGUGUAGUAUCAAUAGUUGAUGAUGCAAGGUUUGAAGACAGUGAGUAUUUCCUCCUGAAACUUGGCAAUCUAUGGACUGAUUCUGCUGGAGGAGCUAUUAUUGGAUCUGUAGACACAGUACGGGUCACCAUCACAAAUCAGGAAGAUGUGUCAACUCUCAACCUUGACCAGUCCACUUAUACAGUGCAAGAGCCAAGUAAACCAGAUCAGAUUGCUAAGGUUAUGUUGAAAAUUGUACGAAAAGGAGAUAACAAUCAGACUUGUAGAGUCCGGGUUAGUACUCGAGAUGGAUCUGCCACCUCAGGAGUUGAUUAUCAUGCAAAAAGUAAACUUUUGAUAUUUCCUCCAGGAGCAUAUGAGCAGAUUUUUGAAGUGGAGAUUCUUUAUAACAAAGAACGUGAAUGGCACAAAAUGUUCACAGUUGUACUGGGGCCAGAUGAACCUGUUAACGCUGAGAUAGGAGAAAUCUCUGUUGCAACUGUUACAAUAUCAGACCAUGAAGCAGCAGGAAGUGGUGUACUACCUGCUUCUCCUAUUGUUGUUUCAUUGCUUCACUAUGAUAAUGUUGAAGAAGGAACCAAGACUGAUCCUUCUCCAGGCUAUCCUCUUAUUUGUGUUACACCUUGUGACCCUCACUAUCCUGGUUAUGCUCUAACUGGACCAAUGUGUAAAGAUGCAGGAAUCAAUCAUUCUGCUAUUCAUUUCAAUUGGGAAGUGGCUUUACCCACAGACAUUGAUGGCUCUCGACCACCUUUUGAGACAGUUAGGGAUUCUACUCUUUUCACCUCAGCUCAUCACAUGGUGCUUGACAGCAUUUAUUUUAGUCGCCGUUUCCUGGUUCGAUGCUCAGCUCAACCGAAGGAUGCUAAUGGCCACUUGGGAGUACCCCUACGAAGUAACAUUGCUCAGAUUGGUAUAGAUAAUGGUAUCUGUCACACACCAAUAGCUGCAGGCCAGCCCUACCUAGGACUCCAGUCCCAGUCAUUUGUAGCUACACUGCGUUAUGUUAAUUCAUCACACAAAUACCAUCCCAAUCGCCUUCACAUUCAUGUGGAAAUUCCUCAUCAGGAUGGUAUGCUACCUCUAAUUUCAACUCUUCCUAUCCACAAUAUUCGAUUCUUGCUGACAGAACCUGUAUAUCGACAACAGCACAUCUGCUCCAAUCUUCUUAUACCAGUUUUACCUAGUAAUGAACCAGAAGGUUCAUUAAACUAUGGAUUUUUGGAGCCUUUGGCAUACAAGAACAAACAGCUUCAAGGCCCUGGAUUCAACCGACCAUACCAGUUUGAUCAAAAUUUACGAGCAGCUAAAAGCCUGUCUCUAUACCAGCACUUAGACCUGAAGAGUUGUGUGUGGACAUUUGAUGCUUGGUAUCACAUGACAGAACUGAUAGACCUGUGUGGAGGCUCUGUGACAUCAGAUUUUCAGAUGCGAGAUUCAGCACAGAGUUAUCUGACUGUGGAACUUCCACUUCAUGUGUCAUACAUUUAUGCUACAGCACCUACCGGUUGGGCCUCUAUAGAACAUCGUACAGAAAUGGAAUUUUCCUUCUUUUAUAAUACUGUCCUUUGGCGUACUGGUUUAGAAACAGAUGGCAUUUUAAGAGCCAGAUUGCAAAUUUUGCGUAUAUCAGUUGGAGCUGAUGGCCGGUUAAUCCUAGAAUUCAAAACUGAGGCUAAAUUUAGAGGCCAGUUUGUCAUGAAACAUCAUACAUUACCUGGUGUGGAAAGUGGUGUGUUACCACCAGAUACAUUGGUUAUUACUUUUGAUUUGGAGCUUAUUUGGACGGAAUCUACGUUUGAUGGCCCAUCACAACUGUGGAGGGCCACAAGCAACUAUAACUUAAAGGAUUAUACAGGACAAUACAUCAUCCAGUUGAUUCCUUGUACUGUAAAACCUACCCAGUCUUAUGCUUCAUCCCCAGAUAAACCACUUGUUUGCACUGCACAUCUACCAGAAAGGUUUGAAGUUCCUAUUGCUUUUCAACAGACUAACAGACCAGUUCCUGUCAUCUAUUCUUUGAACACUGUUUUUCAGCUUCUCAACAACCAAAAAAUGUUUUUAAUGCCACCAACAGAUGUCAAAACUAGUCUUCAGGAUAUUGAUUAUAAGGGAACCUUUUCAAAAGGACAGACUGUCUAUGGGAGAGUGUUGUGGAACCCAGAACAAGAUUUAGAGUCUGCUUACAAACUUCAGAUUGAAAGGCUUUAUAUGUGCACUGGCAGAGAUGGUUAUAUUCCAACAUAUGAUCCAACAGGAGAAGAUUACAAUGAGGGUUUACAAUUCGGCUGUAUUCAGCCUAACAAAAACUUGAAGCAUCGGUUCCUGAUCUUGGACCGAAACAAUCCAGAAGCUGUAGAUAAACACUUUCAUGACAUUCCAUUUAAAGCUAAAUUUGCCAGUGAUGAUCCUACAUUUGAAUCAUUGGCACAGCUUCCUGGUGUGGAUGGAUUCUUGUUGAAAGUGGAUGCCUUAUACAAGGUCAAUUCUGGUCAUCAGUGGUAUCUCCAAGUCAUGUAUACUAUUGGUCCAUCUGAUGGACAUCGGCGAGUUCAACGUUCUGCUACUCUAAGAUUUCCAAACACUUUAACAAACCUGCAAGCCCAACCUGGCAUACUCAAGAAGAAUGGAACAAACAUGAAAGCUCUUUACCUAAACAUGUCUAAUUUUGAAGUUCCAGCAGACUCUGAUGCAGAAGGUACUAAUUUUGUUGCUGUGUUUGUGCCAUUAGUUUUACUGCUGCUCUUAACCACAAUUGUUGUUAUUGUCAUUAGAAGAAGAAAAUUGCAAAACCAAGAAAAACAAUUCUAUGAAGAAGAAAAUAAGAACAAUAUUAGGAAAGCUAUGGAACAGAAACUAGCAGAUACACCUUUCCUGAAGACAAAAAUGAAUUGUUAUUCUGAUAAUUUGAACAGUAAAGCUAACAAUUCUGCUAAAGUGAGUUUUAAAGGUAUUAAUGUGACUGUGAGAAAUAACCUCCAACAGCCAUCAUCCUUAGGUGGCACCGAAGUAUAGGCAGUUGUUCUGUCUUUUCAAUUUUAGUUAUGAAAGAAAUAGAUUUUGUGUUUGAACCAAGUGUAAAAAUUGCUUUUAUAAUUAGAGUAUUAUUACAUCACCUCAUAGCCACAUGUGCCAUUAAGAAGCAUGAAGUCAUGAAAAACAGAUUCUUCAGUAUUUUGAAUAGGUUUGAAAGUUAGUAACUUAAACAAAGUCUUAUUUUGGUGUUUUUGUUCUCUUCUAGUGUAAUAGAGAUUACCAUUUAUUUUCUGUAUGAAUUAUUAAAACAUAAAUAUCACAUGUGAAAAUGCCAGACCCUCAAAGUCUAUAUUCUUCACUUCAUUUAAUCAGUAAUGAAUAAAUUCUUGUUAUAUAUUUACAGAUGUUUUUUUUAUUUUGAAUAUGGAACUAAUACACUUUGUGUAAAGGUAGGAAAAAUGAACUUUUAAUGAAAAGAAAUAAAAAAUGUGUGGUAAAAAUUUAUUAGCAUUAUGUUUUGUGAAUUUAAGGGUGACAACUUAAACCAUUAGUAUCAUCUUAGAAAUGAAUGUCAUCUUAAACCAAGAGUUUAUAUUUAGAUAUUUUUUAAAACCAGACCCUUGAACUUAAAUUUAAAUAUCAGCAUAAACCAUAAGUUUUUUAAACUUAAACCAUUAGCUUAUUAAUUAUUUGGCAACAAUAAAUUUCAUUGAGCAGCUACUGAUAACAUGAAAAUCAACACAGAAAUAUGAAAAAAGUAGUAUAUUGGAAUUUUCCAAAUAACACAUUGCUUAAUGUUUUCUUAUCAAAGAUUCCCACAAUACAAUUGAGUAUUGUAAACACUGUGCCAUUUAUUGACUAUUUCAAAUUGGUGCACUUGUAUGCCUGUGGAUUCUUAGUUAUGGACUAAUAAAACAUAAGCAAGUAAUUUUGGGUUUAUCCAUUAACUUUUUCAAUCCUUGUCACUAUGAAUAAAAUAAACAUGUUGUGCCAUAAUAAACACAAUAUUUAAAAUUAUGAAAAUUUUUUCAGGCAGUUUUUUUCUCAAUAUUCAACAGUUCACAGUCUAGUUUAGUUUGCUGAAGUUUGUUUUCUUUCUGAUUUAAUAUACUUUAAUUUGUAUUAAAAUAAAUGUGGAUGUCAUAUUAGUGUUCUGCAAAUUACUGCCAUGUUGAAUUAAUGUAUUGUUUCUCAAUAAUUUGUAAUAAAAGCAGAUAAUGGAUGUCA
Molecule: messenger RNA, 12597 nt
Organism: Limulus polyphemus (Atlantic horseshoe crab)
Lineage: Eukaryota; Metazoa; Arthropoda; Merostomata; Xiphosura; Limulidae
Product: extracellular matrix protein FRAS1-like
Exons: 68
Coding region: 1-11409 (3802 amino acids)
Biological process (GO): cell communication
Cellular component (GO): membrane
Molecular function (GO): protein binding
Source: RefSeq, a predicted model, not a curated record